AUGAUGCGCUCGCAGGCGGGGAACCCGCUGCUGAUGAGCGCGAGUAAGCCCAAUGUAGGAAGGACGCCUUUGAAUAACGUACGGAGAGGCUCGAUGUGGCCCGGCCAGGCGGGGCCAAGUCAAGCUACCGGACCUCAGGCGAGCGGAAAGGACCCUCGCCCGCUACGCGAGAAGUCCUACCAGGCUCUCAUGCGCCGCGACAUCAUCGAAUACCUCAGGAGUUGCGGUAUGGAAAUCACGAACGCGACCCUCGCAAAUAUCACCGCGAAGGACUUUCGUUCUAUUUUCAAUUAUCUGAUCCAGAUGCUCGACCCGGCGUACCCUUUUAACCCGGGCGCGCGGCUCGAGGAGGAGUUUGUGCCUGCGCUGAAGGCGCAGAGGUACCCUUUCGCGCAUACGAUAUCGAAUAAUUGGCUCGCUGCGCCUGCGAGUAUGCAUUCCUGGCCGUCGCUGCUGGGCGUGUUGCAUUGGCUGGUCGAGCUCUGCAAGCUCAAAGAGCAUUACGUGAAGAGCUCGCACCCGACUCUGCAGCUGACAGCAAAUAUACCCGACGAGUUCGACAGUGUUUACGAACAUCGUGCGCUCGCGUUCGAGUACUAUGCGAACUCCUACGCGAUGUGGUUGGAAGGCGCGGAUGACUUUCCGGAGCCGACGCAAGAAUUGGAGGAGCGCUAUGCGCGGAAGGUCGAGAAAGUUCAACAGGAGCUGGACGAGAUCAACAAGCAGACCGUGGCGGCCCGCGAGCAGUUGAAGGAGCUACGCGCGUCAGCCGACCCUAUCACGAAGCUGCUCGAGCAGAAUAAACUGCUCAAGUCGGACUCCGUCAAGAUGAGGGGCAUCCUCGAUGUCAAAGCGAAGAAGAAGGGGAAACUGCAGAACGAGAUCCUGGACUUGAAAGCGACGCUGAUGAAGAACGAAAGCGAUCUCGAACAACUCCACGCCGAGCACGAGAAGUACUUGGGCAUCGUGCGCACGCAGAACCUCUCCCUCGAGGAAGUCCAGCAGAUGAACACCAGCUACGAAACGCUCACCCGCACCACCGAAGAGCUCAAGACCAAGCUCCUCGAGGCCCAGCGCGCCGUCCACUCGACCGAGAUCGCCGUCACGCACCGCAGCACCGCCGCCGAGGAAGCGCUCGACGCCUACGAGAACCUCCUCGCGACGCUCGGGCUGUUCCCGCCGCUGCAGCCGCCGUGGGAGGAUAUCGACCUGAGCCUGCAGCUGAACACGGCGGCGGGGGAUACGCGGGAUCUGUUGGUGGGCGCAGAUGUGAAUCAGGUGGUGCUUCCGACGCUGGAAGAGAUCGCGGCGAGGAAGAGGGCGGAGAGGGCGGCGUUGGAGAAUGAGAAGAUGCAGCUGGACGAUGCGCUGGAGAGGGUGACGCUGGCGUGCGAGAAUCUGGAGGACGAGAAUGGGCAGUUGCAGAAUAAGGCGGAUGCAAUCAACGAGCAAGCUGACAACUUGCGCGAUGCCGCUCAACAAGAAGCAUACGUCGCGUCCCAAGAAGCGAGUCGACUGGAACGCGAACUCGCCCAUGCGCGCACUGUGGCCUUGGCGAACGGGAUGGGCGUGAAGUCCAAGUUGUCGGCGCUUCAGAUCAGUUACAAGGAGCAGAUUGAGAAGGUCGACCGGCUCAAGGAGCAGACCAUUCACGCCAUCGUCAAGAGCAGCGAGGAUAUCGCCGAGAUGAAGAAGGAGGUCGCGCAGCACCUGAACGAGAUGCGCGAGUUUGCGGAGGCGGACUGA
Molecule: messenger RNA, 1746 nt
Organism: Schizophyllum commune H4-8
Lineage: Eukaryota; Fungi; Basidiomycota; Agaricomycetes; Agaricales; Schizophyllaceae
Exons: 8
Coding region: 1-1746 (581 amino acids)
Biological process (GO): attachment of mitotic spindle microtubules to kinetochore
Cellular component (GO): Ndc80 complex
Source: RefSeq, a predicted model, not a curated record